AUGGGUCACUCUUACGGAAAGCGAGCGGGCACCCGAUAUGCCUUCAGCAGGGACUUCCGCCAAAAGGGCAUGAUCGCCCUGAACACCUACCUGAAGGUGUAUCACGUCGGUGACAUUGUCGACAUCAAGGCCAACGGUGCUGUCCAGAAGGGUAUGCCCUACAAGGUCUACCACGGCAAGACUGGCGUUAUCUACAACGUCACCAAGAGCGCCGUCGGCAUCAUCAUCUACAAGAAGGUCAAGCACCGCUACAUCGAGAAGCGCAUCAACGUCCGAAUCGAGCACAUCCAGCCCUCUCGAUCCCGUGAGGACUUCAUCAAGCGAGUCAAGGCGAACGCGGCCGCCAAGAAGCAGGCCAGAGCCGAUGGCGUUACCGUCCAGGUUAAGCGACAGCCUGCUCUCCCCCGGGAUGCCGUCACAGUCUCUCUGACUGACAACCCUCCUGAGACUGUUGUCCCUCUGGCAUACGAAACCACUAUUUAA
Molecule: messenger RNA, 483 nt
Organism: Trichoderma breve
Lineage: Eukaryota; Fungi; Ascomycota; Sordariomycetes; Hypocreales; Hypocreaceae
Product: ribosomal protein l21e domain-containing protein
Exons: 4
Coding region: 1-483 (160 amino acids)
Biological process (GO): translation
Cellular component (GO): ribosome; cytosolic large ribosomal subunit
Molecular function (GO): structural constituent of ribosome
Source: RefSeq, a predicted model, not a curated record